CACAAUGCAUCGUUGUGUUCCCCCCGGCUCACGAAGAUAAUUUCAAUGCCCCUUGCGCGGGGCCAUUGAAGCCUUCAUAUCUUGCCGGAGCAUUAUGAUGUUCAAGCCGUGUCGCUGGAUCGAUAGUGUGUGGAGCUGCUUGCUUCUAGCAGCGGCAUUCCAGCAACUCGCGGUGGCCCAAGUGGACGACGACGCGCUUUCACGAUGUACCGAUAACUUCACCAGUAUUGUCUUGACUAAGGCGACCACGGAGAAUGUGACCCGCAGCCGGCAGGACGUCGCACUGGCCGUCAGCGACUUUGUGACCAACUGCCUGAACAUAAAAGUGGAGACGCGAGCCCUGCGAAUCAUGGUUCCCGCCACCGGCCUGUACCCGCUGCUACAGCAGCGGGCGGCGGAGUUUGAGAAGGCCACAGGGCUCCGGGUGGCGCUGAACUCGGUUCCCUUCUACGAGAUGGGCGCCGAGGCGCAGCAGGAGCUGGUGUCGCAGCUGAGUGACUUCAGUGAUGGCUGGAUCCUGGAUCCAAGCACCACGGGCGAGCUGGCGAGCCUGGGAGGCUUCGUGCCCCUGGAUGCAUACAUCCCAGAGGACUCCAGCAUUCAGUGGAGUGACGUCUCGCGCUUCUUCCGGACCAUCUCCGCCAUCUAUGACGGCAAGGUGGUCGCCAUUCCCUUCGAUGGCGACCUCUUUCUGAUGUACUACCGGCGCGACCUGUUUGACCGCUACGGGCUGCGCGUGCCCGCCACGUGGGACGAGUUCGUGGAUCUGGCUCAGCGCAUGAACGGCACCGACACGGACGGCGACGGCCACGGCGACCUGUGGGGCGUGUGCUUCGACAACGGCACGCCCGUGUGCAAGGCCAACUUCAUCCUGGUGGCACUGAUGGCGCCGUACCUGCAGUACAAGGGCACGUCACAGGGCUGGCUGCUGGACCCAGACACCAUGCGGCCGCUGGUGGACAACCCCGCCAUGGUCCGAGCACUCCAGCACUAUGUGGACCUGUUCAACAUCCAGCCCAAGAACGCGACCUGCGAGGCUAGCAACCGAUACUUCAGGGAGGGCAAAUGCCUGAUGACCAUCAACUUCGGCGAUGAGUUCAAGGCCAACGCGCUGACCCGGGGCGGCACAAGCACACUCGGCGUGGCGCCGCUGCCCGGCUCCACCCAGGUCCUGGACCGCCGCACCAACCAGCUCAAGAGCUGCACCGGCCCCGCCGUGUGCCCCUUCGCCAAGCAGACUCGCCUUGCCAACGGCACCACCGCCUGGGUCAACUACGCGCCCUACAGCGCGUUUGGCGGCUGGUCUGCGGCCAUAUCAUCUUUGGCGAGCUCCCAACAACGGCACCGCGUAUAUCAGUUUUACAGCUACAUCGCGCAGCCCAACAACAGCUGGCACGACGUGCUUGACCCCAACAGCGGCAUCGACCCCUCGCGCCGCAGCCAGCUGGAGACCGAGGGGCCCAACUUCCAGCGCUGGACGGCGGCGGGGUACGAGGAGGCCGCGACGCGCUCGUAUCUGACGGCCGUGAACGAGGCCCUGGAGAGCCCAAACAUCGUCUUGGACUGCCGCCUCCAAUUCGUGGGCCUGCCGUACCGCCUGUACUACGAGUUCGCGCUGCACGGCCUGACCUGGAACCGCACCGCCAACGUCACCAUCAACAGCACGAUAGCGACGAUGUCGGCUCAGGUGGCUGUCGGCCUGUCCAGCGUGGGUGCGCCGGCGGACGUCCAGAAGCAGUACUGGAAGCUGCUCGGGUACCAGCCGCCCCCCAGCGAGGCAACGCCGGGGGAUGGAGGCGGCAUCUCGCCGGGCGGCAUCGCGGCGGCGGUGGUUGUUCCCACCGUGGGGGUGCUGCUGGCGGCGGCGCUGGCGCUGCUGCUGUGGCGGCGCCACCAGCAGCGGCUGCACCUGCUCACGGGCGGCGUGCGGGCUCCAGGCGCGGGCCCCGGCACCACACUUCUUAUCACUGACAUCCAGUCCUCCACAGCUCUGUGGGAGCUGCUGCCAGAGGACGUGAUGGCCAAGGCUCUGGAGGUGCACCACGCCGUCAUCCGCCGCGCGCUGGUGAAGCACUGCGGCUACGAGAGCGCCACCGAGGGCGACUCCUUCAUCGCCGCCUUCCACACCGCCACCGAGGCAGUCCUGUGCGCCGUGAGCAUCCAACAGGAGCUGGUAGCCGCGCCCUGGCCGCCCGGGCUGCUCUACUGCACCGACUGCGCCGCGGUGGCGGAGGUGUCUGUGGCGCCCACCGCCUGGCACGGCGUGGCGAUGGGCAUGCUCAUGCCACGUGACCAGGCCCUCUACGGCGGCGGCGGCGGCGACGGCGGCGACAGCGACGACUUGGAGGCGGCGGACUGGCGCAUGCGGCGCACGCUGUCGGGCUUUAUCAGCUUUGUGAGGCGGCGGCGUGGGGGCGCCGGUAACAGCGCGGCUGGCGGCGCAGCAGCAGCGGCGGCGCUGGCGGCGGCUGCGGCAGCUAGCAAUGCCGAUACCGGCACACCGCUGCCGCGGCCGCUUUUGCAUGUGGCCACAGAGAACAGCCUGGUGACGGCGCAGCUGUUGGAGGAGCUGCCGGCGACAGAGGUGUCGUUGCAGAUCGACAAAGUGGCGGCCGACGGCGGCGGCACCUCGACGCCACUGGGUCCCAGCAGCGCACUCUACCCGAGCGGCACCCUGGUCAGCGGUCCGGUAGCGCCCUUUGGACGGCCCUCCGGCGGCGGCGGCGGCGGCGGCGGCGGCGGCGGCGGCAUGGGCAGUGCCAGCAAGCCGGCGUCGAUGCAUUCGGCGGGGGCCCGCGGUCGUGCGGCCGUGGCGAGGCUCAUGAACGGCAGUCUUCUGCCCUCACUGGCGUCGCCCCACUCGCCCCACAUGGCGACGCAGCCGCUGCAGCCGCGCGCGUUGAUCACAUACGUGUGCGAGGCGUGGCAGCGCCUGUCGGCCGGCGGCGGCGAUACCAGCGUGCGCGGCGGCGGAGCCGCUGCCGCCGGCGCCGCGCCGGCGUCUGUGGGAGAGCUCCAAAGCGUCGCGUCCAUCAAGGACUCGGGAGCCCUGGCGACUUAUGAGAGUGGCGGCGCCGGCAAUGGUGCCAGCACUGGUGGCAUGAUGCCGCCGGCGUCCCACAGCAACUCGCCGUUCGCGAUGGCGGCGGCGGUCGCCGCCGCCGCGCCCGUUUCGCAAGGCAGCGGCACGCUGCCGAUGGCGGUGCCGCCGCCGCAGCGCCAGAUUUCUCGCGGGCUGUCGCUCCGGCUGACGGCGCUAGGCAGCGGCGCGCUGAGCGGCGGAGCCGCCCAGCCCGGUGGCGGCGCCGCCGGCUCCGCCGCCACGGGUGCUCGCGUCCUCACCUUUCGUGGCCUGCGGGUGCGCGUGGGUCUGGCGUCGGGCGUGCUGGACGCCGUGGAUGUGACGUACAACGCGGCGGAGGCGCGGCAGCACUACGGCGGCGCCGCCAUGCGGCUGGCGCGCGCCGUCAACGGCGCCGCCGCGGGCGGGCAGGUGCUGCUGAGCGACUCCACCUUUGCGCAGCAGCGGCAGGAGCAGCAGCGCGGGCGGCUGGCGGGCGUGCUGUGGCUGCACAUGGGGCAGCACGUGCUGGAGCGGGAGCUGCCGCCGCAGCAGGUGUACCAGGCUGUGGGCGGCGGGCUGGCGGGCCGUCUGGCGCUGUUCCCGCCACUGACCGUCAGGUCCUCCUUGGCUGCGGGGGUGCUGGACGCACCGGUGGGCUCCGCCGCGGUGGCCUUCAUCCACGCCGUGGGCGCCGCCUCGCUGCUGGCCUGGGACGUGGCGGUGGCGCGCAGGGCACUGGCGCUGUUCGAGACGGAGCUGGCGCGGCAGCUGGCGCGGGGCCCGUCCGGCUUCGGCGACGGGCUGGGCGGAGGCGUGGCGGGCGCCGGCGGUGGCUACAUCGUGGAGGCCACUGGCGGUCUGGUGCUGGCGGCGUUCAGUGACGCGGGCCUGGCGGUGUCCACCUGCCUGGAGACCAUCGCCGCCAUGCCCACACAGCCCUGGCCGGCAGCGCUGCUUGAGAACGCUCUGUGCGAGGAGCUGGCGGUAGCGGGGGUGGACCCGGACGGCAAGCUGUCGCACCGGGUGCUGUUCAGGGGCCUGAGGGUCAAGGCUGGCCUGGACUUUGGCCCCGUGCGCGCCACCAUUAACGCCGCCACCGGCCGCCUCGCCUACCGCGGCCGCGUCAUGAACCGCGCCGCGCGCAUCGCAAACAGCGCCACAAGCGGCCAAGUGCUGUGUUCGAGAGAUCUGUGGCAGGCGGCGGCGGCCUCCGCGGCCGCCACCCGCCGCGCCGCCAACUCCCCGGAAAACGCGGCGGCCAUCGCCGCCGCCCAGGCCGCGCAAGCUGCGGCAGCGGCGGUGGCAAUGCCGAGUCCACAGCCAGUGACGGCUCGGGUCGCGCCCUCCGCGCCCUCCGCCUCCGCCCUGGGUUACACCCGCAGCGUGCGGCAGGCCGCGCCUCAGGCGCCCGCACCCGGUGUGUUGAAGGAGGUGGCGGCGCCGGCAGUGCCGGUGGCGCCGUGGCGGCCCUACUCAGCCAUGAGCAUGGGCCGCGCGGUGCUGCGCGGGCUGCAGGAGCCGGUGGAGCUGCUGCUGGUGCGGAUUGACGAGGAGGAGGAGGACCAGGCGGCGGCGGCGGCGGCAUCGGGGGCGGCGGGGGCGGCAGGGUGCGGCGCAAGCGGGGAGGCCACACGGGAGCGGCUGCUGGAGGGGUUGCAGCAGGGCCAGGGGCACGUGCAGCUGGGGCAGGCGGGGCAGCAGCCGGGCGUGGUGAUGAUGAGGAUGGACACGAGCGACUGCGGCACCGGCUGGGCAGGAGGUGGCGGAGGUGGCGGCGCCGACACUACGGGCAUGGGCACGGGCAUGGGCACGGGCACCGCCACCGCCAACGGCAGCAGGAACAACAGGCUAGGCACAGCCGCCGUUGGCGGCGGCACUGGGCCUGUGGACGCAGACGGCAUGCCUACUCGCACGAGCGCGCAGAGCGCCGCGGGCGGCGCGGCGGCUGUUGGCGCGGGCGGUACCGGCGGCGGCGGCGGCGGCGCGGGUGGCAGCGCGGCCGUCAGCGGCCUCAUGCCGGCGGCGCCGCACACCUCGCGUCGUCUCAGUGUCGUGCUGGCGACCGGGCAGCAGAUUGCGGCAGUAGCGGCGCACUGCGCUGCGGCGGGCCUCGGCGCCGGCGGCGGUGGCGGCGGCGGCGGUGGCGGCGGCGAACCUGGCAGUAGCCUGUCACACAUGUCCACGGCUGACUUGUCGAUGUUUGCUACAGUCAGCUUACCAGUCGGCGACUUACCGCCUCUGCUGGCAGUGGGAGGCAUCGCCAGCGCCACGGGUAUGCUGCCAGUGGCUGGAGCAGGCGGCGGCGUGAGCUUGGGAUUGGGCAUGGGGGCGGGCUCUGCACUUUUGCACCAGGUGCAGGCGAUCGGCUCGUUGGGCGGCGCCGUCCGCAGCGGCAGUGCGCUGGCGCAAGUGGCGGCAGUGGGCGGCAGCGGCGCCGGCGGCGCGAGCGGCAUCAUGCAGCACAUUGACGUCCACGCCCCGAUGCAGCAGCCCUAGCCUGAUGUACAAGCUCCUCUGGGGGCCUGAUGGCAGGGUGCCAGACGUGGCAACGGCAGGAAGCGGUAAGGUUGUGCCACGCACCCGCGCUGGCGCGGCGCAGGUUUGGAGUUGUGUGCGGCGGGAGGAGAGAAGGCACUGCCCAUGCGUGCGUGCGGCAUCGAAUAACCCAUAGAGCCCAGUCACGCCGGUGUGAAUGAAAGUAAGCAGUGUAGUCGUAAUCGAUCUUGAAAUAAUACACGACAGCAAAAAUAAAUGAAUCGGCCAGCCGCUCGCGAUCCUUCCAUCCCGCAGGGGUGUGGGCGUGUGGCACUGAAAUCGGAUGAAGAUGGGGCCAAGACUACAGAAUACAGUUGCAGGUGUCACCUGGUGGGAUAGGUGGGACUUGGCGCCCAACAACGUGAUGCGGCAUGGUAGCCAGGCCCGGAAGUGGCAAGUUCGCAAUUGAAACAGUUUUAAAACAUGACGAGGCUUUAUGUUGGCUUAAUGGACGGGGCGUGGCGGUCUGUUUGGGGGCUUGCGCGGUUGGGCGUGGCCGCGUGGGAUCUGGUUGGGUGCGGCAUCGUACCUCGGCGCGGUAAGAAGUCUGCUUUAAUCUUGUUACAUCUUGGCAUGUAUCGUUGAAACUAUGGAAACUGCAGUUAUCGGGUUCGAGGUGAACAGGUCUUAAGGAAUGGACAAGAAGGGCUGGUCAAGGGUACUCGGAUUUAUGUGUGUUUUGCCUGACAAUUCGGUACAGUGUGCUUGGCUGGGACAGCGCGAUGGAAGCAGGCUUGGGCGCGGUCGUCCCAUUCGAGAAGGGAUUAAUGAACACGGUUGGCGUGCAUGGGAACACGUUGUUAGAUGAACAUGGUUGGCGUGCGUGGGAGCACGUUGUUAACUCCAACCCUCGUAUAGUAUGCUAUAAUUCUUUCAUGCCUGGGGAGCCGCCAUAACCGGCGGUGUCGCAGGUAAUGGUAGCGGCCUCCAGGGCACGUCUCACCGGGGAGCCUAUCACUCAAGCUUAUCGUGUUUCGCCUUUCACGCCGUCAUACGCGUGAUAGUAUUCAUUGCAUUUCAGAAGUUUCCGUGGUUUACGCUUGGAUGCGUGUGACUGUGCGGUGCUGUGUGGCACAGGCACGCUACGAUGGCACCCGGCCCCAUCUUCGAACGAAGUUGUUUUUGCAUCAGCAAUGCUGAUGUUACCUGGACCCGAAGAGGAGAGCAUGGAUUGCUGGGUGGCUAGGUCGGCUGAGUAGGAGCUGUGGGGCGCUGCUUAACGAAAUGGUCUCGCGUUCUGCUUUCUGGCUAUGUGUCCGGUGAGUGCAUGCAACGGCAGGUCAUGUGGGGGUACCGGAGGGAAGGAUAGGGCCGAAGAAUAAGGGAUAAGGGGGUUAUUGAUUUGAAGCCCUGAGCCUAGUGCGGCCGGGGGCCGUACCAGUUGGCCCUAUGGCUUUGUGUAAUAAGAGGGGCUUUCAUAAUAAGAAUGGAAAGCAUAGCAGCUGUGUGCACGUGCGUUGGCACCCUAUGCGUGGGGCCCGUGAGCCGGCCUGUGGUGUUCUGGUGCAGGACGGCCUGCGUUUAGCGUGCGCCGGCACGGUGGGUUUCUUUGAACACCAUGCUUGCUUCGUCUGAGGGGCUGGAAUUCAGGGUUUAGGGGAGACGGAACUCGCGAAAGUUGUGUUCGUGAGUCCAUUGAAGACAAGGGGGGGGCUGCUCCGGUGUGUACUUGGUAUGCCCCGCACUGCGUUCAUGGCUAGGGGUUCCGGUGAUGUCCUGUGCCCGUCCUUGAGCUGAAAGCGAUUGCAUUUGUUACAUUUUG
Chlamydomonas reinhardtii is the source of this 7361-nucleotide messenger RNA. RefSeq lists its product as uncharacterized. The transcript has 26 exons. The record is from RefSeq and is a predicted model, not a curated record. NCBI's taxonomy places the organism in Eukaryota, Viridiplantae, Chlorophyta, Chlorophyceae, Chlamydomonadales, Chlamydomonadaceae. Gene Ontology annotation, biological process: intracellular signal transduction; cyclic nucleotide biosynthetic process. The coding region runs from base 95 to 5560 and encodes 1821 amino acids.